This is a messenger RNA of Epinephelus moara (kelp grouper), 2261 nucleotides long. RefSeq names its product tumor necrosis factor receptor superfamily member 1A. The transcript has 9 exons. Gene Ontology annotation, biological process: signal transduction. Gene Ontology annotation, cellular component: plasma membrane. The coding region runs from base 8 to 1279 and encodes 423 amino acids. Gene Ontology annotation, molecular function: protein binding. NCBI's taxonomy places the organism in Eukaryota, Metazoa, Chordata, Actinopteri, Perciformes, Serranidae. The record is from RefSeq and is a predicted model, not a curated record.
CCCACUGAUGCUCGCCCUCCUCUUCACCGGACAGAGUGACGCUGAGGCGACAAAAGAUCUAGGGAGGAAUUCAUGUUAUAAAAUGUGCCCACCUGGAUAUUAUAAAGUUGGUGACUGUGAUGGUCCAGUUGCAGUGCACAGAUGUUCAAUGUGCGGUGAUAAUACAUUUACAGACAGUGACAACUUUUUAACAAAAUGCCUGAGGUGUCGCUCAUGUGACAGUCAUGAGGUGAAAAUAAAAAACUGCACCUUUAAUAGUAAUGUGGUAUGUGAUUGUCAAGAGGGAUACUACUAUGAAGGCCUUUCCCGCAGCGAAAGGUAUUGCCGGUCGUGCAACUGUAAAAACUGUAAAGCGCCUGCCGGUAAUGAUCCUGACUACAAAAGGAAAUGCCAGCCUUGCCAAAGGAAGGAGUGUUUGGAGGUCCCAGAAUGCAAGAGGAAAUGUGCAGUGAUUGCAUUUACAUAUCCUACAAAUUUAUCUAUGAUUUCAACCACAUCUACAUUUGCAUCUGCAUCUGCAUCUAUAUCUAAAGCUACAUCUACAAGAACCACGUCUUCAAACAACACAUCGGAUCCUAUUAUGCAUCGAAUUCCACCUAACUCAGCGAAUGAAAUGCCCUGGCUGAUUCUCGUGGUGUUUCUGGUGACACUUCUGGUGACAUUUCUAGUGUUGUCUUUGCUCCUGCUGCUCUGCGCCAAGAACCCAUUCGGAUUCCCAGACAGUUGUCUCUGCUGGAGAGAGAACAAAGAUGUGGAGCCGCCUGUCGAGGACCCCAAAUUCAACGAACAAAGCCGUCAUCAAGGCAGCGGCCUGAACAUGCUGACAUUAACCAUAUCUGAGGAAACUCCCAUGAUGACUCAAAGUCCAGCCACACCAGGAGAUCCAGCCCACGUCACGCUUCCACUACCAGACACUGAACACGAAGCCACCAGACAAGAUGAACCAUCAGAGCACUGGCCGGCCAUCGUCCUCUACGCAAUAAUCAAGGAGGUGCCCUUGCGCAGGUGGAAGGAAUUCUUACGUCUGCUCUCGGUGACUGAUCAGGAGCUGGAGCGGGCAGAGUUGGAGGCCAGUUUUUGCUUGGGCUCAAUGGAAAGGCAGUACCAGAUGCUGAGGCUGUGGAGCCAGCGCCCCUCUGUGAGCCUGGAUGACGUCUUUUCAGCAUUGCACUACAUGGAUUUAUCAGGCUGUGCCCAGCUGCUGCAGGAAAGCCUGGAGAAGCUGCAGUGGAGGCCUGAACUGAAGCAAGGUGUCAGUGCGGCAAUGCAGGACACCUGAGGCUGCACCCGAGGACACAAGCAGCAUACUGUCAUACAGUUAGAGACAUCAGUGCUUCAACUGUGGAUGCCAGUGCCUGGAAAAGAUGUUAUUGACUGUAGCUACUUGAUGGUACAACCACAGAAAACUGCAGUAAUGUCACAAAUGACUCAUACUGAGUAAUGCAGAUGUAGGCUAUAGUGUAAUGUACAGAAAGGUUACACGUGAGAGGAAAAACCCAAAUAAAGGAGCGGAGAAACCUAACAAAAACGCUGGCUACGGGGAUAUUUUGCUGGCAUGGUUUUGGUAUACUUGUCCCCUUAAGGCGCAGACACACCAAACUGGCAUCAAAGUGAUGACAAAGGCCAACUGUUGCCUCGCUUCACAUCGCCUGUGUCUCGGCCAAAAAGUUGCAACUGAACACACUGCAAAGACUACAGCCAACAGCCAACUAGCACAUUUGAUCUGCGCCUGCGUGAAAUAACUCUCCUAACCAACAGGUGGCUGUGGUCUGUAUUCAUCAUUCAAAAAGAGAAACUGAAAUACCGACAGGACGGACUCAAGAUGCUAACUAACUAGUUAGCAGGAGAACAAAGGACUUUUUAACAAUAACAACUAUGAACAGUUUCUUCUAAAGAGCUAAGUGGUUAUUAACAUAGCCCUACCUAAUAUAACAAGUUUGUUUUGAUCUCAGGACCUCUCAACUUUAGUCAUUUGUUUACUUUCCUCACUUCCGUUUCUCUACUUGUGUACUGAACUGAACUGCUCCGCUGGCUCUGAAUUGGCUGAAAAAAAGUGACAAGAGCCAAUGAGAGCUGUGGGUCACACUGCAAAUAACUAGGGUGACAGACUAUCACCGACGGCCCGAAAUUGAACGAUGGCUGACCGUCAGCCACCAACAUCAAACCACCAAAUGAGUGAAAAUCCUUUGGAAUUAAGGUGAUCAUCCCUCAAGUAGAGUUCUAGAGACUUGAAUGACAAGAAUCAAUGCCAAAGCACACUG